UCUGGGUAUUAUUGGAAUGGAAACACGUGUGCAGUAAAUACUCUUUGUUCAAACUCCCUUGGUUCUGUCACCUGUCAGUGUAGUUCUGGAAAUUAUUGGAAUGGUCGUGUUUGUGCAGAUGUGAAUGAGUGUUCUACUGGUGCUCAUAACUGUCAUGGUUCCCUCAAGCGUUGCGUAAACAUCGCCGGGUCCUUCUACUGCCUGUGUGACACUGGUAACGGUUACUCUCAACGUGGAGGUGUACGACUGACUGGAGGAUCAAACACUCUAGAAGGAAUAGUAGAGGUUUAUUACAAUGGCAGUUGGGGUACGGUAUGUGAUGACAUAUGGGACAUGACUCAUGCUCGUGUAGUUUGCAGACAGCUUGGGUUCAGAGGCGCUCACAGUGCUCCCCAAAGUGCUGCAUUUUGUAGAGGAACCGGUACGAUAUGGUUGGAUGAUGUGAGGUGCUUUGGAAACGAAACCAGGAUUCAAGACUGUACCCAUUUGCCGUGGGGGUCACACAACUGUGUCCAUGCAGAAGAUGCUGGAGUUGUUUGUAUUAUAUAAGAAAAAAACAAGGGCGACUUUAAGGAUGGCCGAAGCGCACAACCCUCGCUCGCUUAUUUUUGAGGGAAUAUUUUUCCGAUAAUGGUUGCUUUUGUUCUACCAUACGGUGUGAGCAUGUGCAAUACCGCAACCUUAAUAAAGUUUUCAUGGAUGACGCCUCGCAAAGAUCCGUCGCAUGCAUUGUCUUCAGUUGACGCGAAACUAUAUAGURAAAAGUUUUGAUAAUUGUAAAGAACUUUUCUUCACGUAAAGCUAAAGUGAUCAAAAAAACUUCAGCAAAUUGUUAAGAUAUCUGUUUAAAGAUCUUGUAGGUCAAUAUUGUAUUGUAAAAAAAAACUAGCGAUUUGAGAAACAAGUGACAUUUCGAUGUUUAACAUAACAUCAUUUUCACGCUCAAAGUAAAGUGUGGACGCUUGUGGACGACAGAUAUAUAGAGCUUAUGUAACGUUUAAAAGCACAUUUGUGUUGAAAAGAGCAAAGCAAAUCGAAUUUGAACUAAUACAUGUUUAUCUCAACCUGUACCAAUCACUAUUGUGAAUGAACCUGGAAUAAAUUGCACGUGAAAAAUACAA
Messenger RNA from Actinia tenebrosa (Australian red waratah sea anemone), 1121 nucleotides. RefSeq lists its product as uncharacterized. The record is from RefSeq and is a predicted model, not a curated record. NCBI's taxonomy places the organism in Eukaryota, Metazoa, Cnidaria, Anthozoa, Actiniaria, Actiniidae. Gene Ontology annotation, molecular function: calcium ion binding. Gene Ontology annotation, cellular component: membrane.